AUGGCUUAUCUCGGCGAUACAAGUCAAAUGUUGGUAGAUACUACGGAUGUUUUUACAACUCAUCAAAAAUUUGCUACCCCAGAUGAUGUUGUCAAAUGGGCUCGAGAUGUUGGAGAUGCCAAUAAAGUCGGUAUUAUCAUUACUCGGUCGGAUAAAAAGAACGAAAUAAGAGGAAGAAAUGACAAGUUGAUUUUGGGUUGUGACAAAGGUGGAAAGUAUGACUCUUCAGAAAGAUGGAAAGUUCAGGUUAUUCAUGGAGUUCACAACCACGAGCUACCUGACCAAUAUCAUGGUCAUCCUCGCAAGGCACGUUUAACUGCUGAUGAAAACAAACGUGUUCAAGAUUUGACAAAGCGUAAAGUAGCACCAAGAAACAUUGUUUUAGAUUUGAAAGAUCAAAAUCCAGAGUCUGUUGUUGAUGCCACACUUGUAUAUAGGAAAAGACACAUGAUGCAAAUACAGGAAAGAGGCUCCAGAACAGAGUUGCAACACUUGCUACAGUUGUUAGAUGAUGCAAAAUAUGUCAGCUGGAAUAGAAGAAAAGAUGAUGGCUCCGAUGUUUUGAGUGAUAUUUUUUGGGCGCAUCCAGAUUCAAUCAAGUUGUUGAACUUGUUUCCCAUUGUUUUACUGGCAUAA
Molecule: messenger RNA, 636 nt
Organism: Trifolium pratense (red clover)
Lineage: Eukaryota; Viridiplantae; Streptophyta; Magnoliopsida; Fabales; Fabaceae
Exons: 2
Coding region: 1-636 (211 amino acids)
Source: RefSeq, a predicted model, not a curated record